Messenger RNA from Temnothorax curvispinosus, 1115 nucleotides. Its product is annotated as putative nuclease HARBI1. The transcript is spliced from 2 exons. NCBI's taxonomy places the organism in Eukaryota, Metazoa, Arthropoda, Insecta, Hymenoptera, Formicidae. Bases 43 to 873 code for a protein of 276 amino acids. The record is from RefSeq and is a predicted model, not a curated record.
CAAAUAUCUGCAGAGAAGCAACUUUUAAUUACAUUAUGGUUUAUGGCUACUCCAGAUUCAUAUCGGUCUAUGUGCGUCAAGUUUGGUGUAGGAAAAGGUACUGCAUGGCGUGCUGUGAGGCGUGUAAUUCACGCUCUCAACUGUCUAGCGCCACGUUUCAUAAAAUGGCCAAGAGGAGAGGAAGCUACUCGCGUGAUCGAAGAGUUUGAAAGAGCAAAGAAUUUUCCAGGCGUUAUUGGGGCAAUUGAUGGUUCCUUUAUAAAGAUAAGAGCUCCUAAAAAAGAUGCAGCUUCUUAUGUCUGCAGGAAAAAUUUUCAUGCUAUUCACCUCCAAGCUGUAUGUGAUGCUCGAAGCCUAUUUACACAUUGCUAUGCUGGGCAUGUGGGUUCUGUGCAUGAUGCACGAGUUUUUAGGAAUUCUCCUAUAGCUGAUUUUAUUCAGAGGUCACAUGAAUAUUUUCCUGCAGAUUCUCAUCUUAUUGGCGAUGCAGCUUAUACACUUCAUUCGCAUGUUAUGGUACCAUUUCGAGAUAACGGACACCUAACUGCAAGGCAAAAAAAUUUCAAUUACUGCUUAUCGUCUACUCGCAUGGCCAUUGAAAAAGCUUUCGGGCUUUUAAAAAUGCGGUUUCGCAUUUUACUCGACUGUCUACCUCUCACUGAUGUGGCCAAAAUACCACAGUUUAUUAUUGCAUGCUCUGUAAUGCAUAAUAUCUGCAUACUGCAAAAUGAUAUUAUAGACGAUGUUGUAGUUUGUCCCAAUGAUGGGAAUGAUGUUCCUCAUGUCGUAGCAGCAGGUGCAGAUGUGGGUAAUCAAAAAAGGGUGAGAAUUAUGAAUGAGUUGAGAAUGAGACUUGGAAACGAAAAUAACUAGACAAAAAAAUAGUAUCAGUAACAUGCAGUGAAUGUAAAUACUGUAAAUAUUGUAAAUACUUUAGUGAGUAAAUAUUGUAAAUACUGUAAAUAUUUAGUGAAUACUGUAAAUGUUUAGUGAGUAAAUAUUGUAAAUACUGUAAAUAUUGUAAAUACUUUAGUGAGUAUAGUUUAGUUAGACUGUUGGAGCUGUCUUUGUAUAUUUUCAACUUUUCUUGUCUAACUUGUUUUUGCCUAUUUACC